Molecule: messenger RNA, 11808 nt
Organism: Fusarium subglutinans
Lineage: Eukaryota; Fungi; Ascomycota; Sordariomycetes; Hypocreales; Nectriaceae
Product: polyketide synthase
Exons: 10
Coding region: 1-11808 (3935 amino acids)
Biological process (GO): fatty acid biosynthetic process; secondary metabolite biosynthetic process
Molecular function (GO): 3-oxoacyl-[acyl-carrier-protein] synthase activity; fatty acid synthase activity; phosphopantetheine binding
Source: RefSeq, a predicted model, not a curated record
AUGUCCGACAACGAGCCAAUUGCCAUCAUCGGCAGCGCAUGCCGCUUCCCCGGAGACUCUUCCUCCCCCUCCAAGCUCUGGGAUCUCCUCAAAUCUCCCCGUGAUUUGUUGACCAAAGUCCCAUCCAACCGCUACAACGCCGAUGCAUUCUACCAUGCGGACUCCAAGCACCAUGGCACCACUAACGUGCGCCAUUCGUACUUCCUCAACGAGGACCCCGCCAGCUUUGACAACAACUUCUUCAAUAUCCAGCCCGGUGAGGCGGAAGCAAUUGACCCCCAGCAGAGACUCCUCAUGGAGGUUGUGUACCAGGGCCUUUGCGCUUCUGGACAGACCAUUGAGGGGCUUCGUGGAUCGCCUACUUCUGUUUAUGUUGGUGUCAUGUGUGAUGAUUGGAGUGGGAUCAUCACCCGUGAUCUGGAGGUGUUUCCACAGUAUGGUGCAACCGGCAUGGCGAGAAGUAUCAUGUCGAAUCGUAUUUCAUACUUUUUCGACUGGCAUGGUCCAUCUAUGACGAUUGAUACGGCUUGUUCGUCGAGCUUGGUCGCUGUUCAUCAGGCCAUUCAGACGUUGAGAAGUGGGGAGUCUGAAGUUGCCAUCGCAGCCGGAGCCAACCUGAUCCUUACCCCAGGUAUGUAUGUUGCUGAGAGCAAGCUGUCCAUGUUGUCCCCAUCAGGUAGGUCCAAAAUGUGGGAUCAGGAUGUAAACGGCUACGCCCGCGGCGAAGGUAUCGCUGCUGUCGUGCUCAAGCCUCUCAGCGCCGCGAUCCGCGAUAACGACCAUAUCGACUGCAUCAUCCGCGCCACGGGCGUCAACCAAGACGGCCGCACCCCAGGUCUGACCAUGCCUAGCGCCACGGCCCAAGCAGACCUCAUCCGCAGCACAUACGCCCGCGCCGGUCUCGACAUCAACAAGCCCGAAGACCGCCCUCAAUUCUUUCACGCCCAUGGUACAGGUACACCUGCUGGUGAUCCCCGUGAAGCUGAAGCCAUCUAUCGUGCGUUCUACUCGGAUGUUAAGAAUGAUAAGCUUUACGUUGGGUCGAUCAAGACUGUGCUGGGUCAUACUGAGGGCACGGCUGGUCUCGCGAGUUUGAUCGGGACGGCGCUUGCGAUUCAGAAUAAGACUAUUCCACCGAAUAUGCACUUUGACGUUUUGAAUCCAAAGAUCAAGCCGUUUUAUGAUAACUUGGAGGUUCCGACUAGGGCUAUUGAUUGGCCUGAGACAAAGAAGGGACAACCUCGACGAGCUAGCAUUAAUAGCUUUGGCUUUGGUGGUACCAAUGCCCAUGCUAUCAUCGAGGCCUACGAGCCCAGCAUUACAGAUAGCGUGCCCGGUCCACUGUUUAGCCCAUUGACAUUUUCCGCUUCAUCCGAGUCGUCUCUACGAUCUAUGCUCUCCUCCUACUCAGAUUAUCUCAAGUCUAAUCCCGAGCUGCCACUCAAAGACCUCGCAUACACCCUGCAAACACGACGCUCCACCCUGGCCUACCGCGUCGCCAUCACUGCCUCCAACGUGGAGGAUGUCUACACCCAACUCGACGCUAUAGAGAACGGCGAGCAGUCUAGUACCAUCGGUGUGCGCCAGGUCACCAAGACUUCACCCAAGAUCAUGGGCGUCUUUACAGGCCAGGGUGCUCAGUGGCCACGCAUGGGCGCGAGACUUAUCGAAGAGUCCGCAUUCGCGUCACAGCGACUUUCUGAGCUUGACGAGGCAUUGUCAAGCCUUCCGAAGGACGAUAGACCUUCUUGGACUCUGCGGGAGAUGAUUCUUGCGGAUUCCAAGGCUUCGAGGAUCGCCGAGGCUGCUAUUUCCCAGCCUUUGUGCACGGCUAUUCAGGUCGUCUUGGUUGAUCUCCUCCGACAGGCUGGUGUUGAGCUCUCUGGCGUUGUUGGUCAUUCUUCUGGUGAGAUUGGGGCUGCUUAUGCGGCUGGUCUGCUUACUGCACGAGAUGCCAUCCGAGUCGCUUACUACAGAGGUCUCUAUGCUAAGCUCGCACAGUCUCCCAAUGGCCGCAAGGGUGCCAUGAUGGCAGUUGGAACUACCUUUGACGACGCAUCGGAGUUCUGCGAACUGGAUGCCUUCCAAGGCCGAAUCCAAGUCGCCGCCAGAAACUCCUCUUCUAGCAUUACUCUCUCGGGCGAUGAGGAUGCUAUCGUCGAAGCUAUCGAGACAUUCAAGGAUGAGGGCAAGUUCGCUCGUCAACUAAAGGUCGACACAGCUUAUCACUCAUCUCACGUCCUUCCAUGCGCCAAACCAUACCUCGAAGCCAUGGAGAGAUGUCAGAUCGAGCGUGCUACUCCUACUGCGACAAAAUGGUACUCAAGUGUCCACGAUGGUCAGGUGAUGACAGCUGAGCUUCUUGCUCCCCAGUACUGGGUCGACAACAUGACCAGCGCGGUCCUGUUCUCUCCUGCUGUGGAGCAUGCCUGGCAGGAAGAAGGGCCGUACGAUCUGAUCAUCGAAGUUGGUCCUCAUGCAGUACUCAAGACUCCCUGCCUUGACACUUUGGAAGACAUGACCGGAGACCGACCUCCUUACUCUGGUGUUUUGGGUCGCGGCAAGGACGACAUCCAGCAAUUCUCCAACGGUCUUGGCGCUGUCUGGACUCAACUCGGCGCGGGAUCAGUUACUUUUGAGCGCUUCGAGAUGGUCGCAUCCGACUCCAAGACUGUCCCGUCUUUCAUCCAUGACCUUCCUAACUAUACCUUCGACCAUGCGAGACAGUUCAUGUCGAUGUCGAGGGUAUCUGGUUGGUACAACAGCAUGCAGGAAGCUCCUCAUCCCAUUCUGGGCAGACGAUGCCAUGAUCGCGAGACAUCGCAGACGCUUCAGUGGCGCAACGUGCUGAGCCCCAAAGAGAUUCCCUGGCUGCAUGGUCAUCAGAUUCAGGGCCAGAUCAUCUUCCCCGCUACUGGAUACAUCUCUAUGGCUGUUGAGGCCGUGAACAUCAUUGCAGAGUCAAAACUGGGCCUUGUUACGAUUGAGGACCUCCGCAUCGGACGAGCACUUGCGUUCAGCGAUGAUGACGCAAGCGUCGAGUCGAUGUUUGAUCUAAGAAUCAUCAGCCGUUCUGAUACCGAGAUCGAGGCUGAGUUCUCAUGCUACUCUGGCCUUCCUCAGAACCACACUGCAAACAUGGUUCUCAACGCAACUGCUCAUAUCAAGGCCUCCCUUUCUGCACCAACUGCUGAAAGAAUCCCCAGCAUCAAGGUCGAUGACUAUAAUCUUCGCGAGGUUCAAGUCGACAGAUUCUAUGACUUCCUCAGUCGCCUCGGAUACAACUACUCCUGGCCCUUCCACGGUACCACCAGCAUCCGCAGAAAGGCAAACCUUGCUAUAGGUACUCUUGAGGAUCAGUCUGGUUCUGAGUGGGAAGACCAGCUUCUCGUUCAUCCCGGCAUGCUUGAUACUUCUCUCCAGACAACAUUCGCCGCGUACUGCUGUCCAGGCGACGAGCGCAUGUGGGCCCUUCACUUGCCGACCAGUUUCCGCUCCAUCGUAAUCAACCCCUACUUCACCUCUGCCGGUGUCGGAAAGCAGAAGAGCUUCCAGUAUCAGUCUGUUGCUAUCGAGGAGAGGAAGGCUUCCAAGGUCAUCGUGGAGCUGAACUUGCUCUCUGAAGAGACUGGAGAUACGUUUCUCCAGAUUGAGGGCAUGGAGCUCGUUCCCUUCUCACCUGCUACCCCAGAGAACGACGCCGUUUUGUUCUCUCGCUUUGACUAUAGGCUUGCUGGACCCGAUGGCGAGCUCACAGCUGCUGAGUAUUCUUUCAGAGAUGAGGACUACAUGAUGGCAGUUGACUGUGAACGCAUCGCUUUCUACUACCUUCGCCGGCUGGUUGAGACUAUCACGCCCGAGGAGAAGGCCAACACCCUUCCUCACUACCGACACCUUGUGGAGUGGGCAGCUCAUGUCGUCCCUCAAGUCGUAGACGGAGCCAACCCCCACGUCCCAUCUAGCGCGCAGAAAGAUACACAUGAAGACAUUCAAAGCAUCUUGAAGAAGCACUAUGAACGUGUUGACGUCCGUCUUCUCGAAUCUGUUGGCGAAAACCUCCCACAAGUCAUUCGCGGAAAUGGCAACAUCCUUGAGCACAUGACAAAGGACGGUAUGCUCGACGAUGUUUACGAGGAAGGCUUUGGUCUUGAUCUAGUGAACAAGUAUAUUGCGCAUAUGACAGCUCAGAUCGCCCAUCGAUAUCCUCGUAUGAAUAUCCUAGAGAUUGGUGCCGGAACGGGCGGUUCAACCCGAGAGAUCCUCCCCCGUCUCGGCUCAGCCUUCUCAACAUACACCUACACCGACGUCUCGGGCGGUUUCUUCGACACAGCCCAAGAUCGCUUCAAAGACUAUGCCGAACGCAUGAUCUUCAAAACCUUCGACAUGAACAUCAGUCCUGGUUCUCAAGGCUUUACCGAAGGAUCAUAUGACCUCGUAAUCGCCUCCAAUGUCCUGCACGCCACUCUGGAGCUAGAAGAUAUGAUGAAGCAUGUGAGAAGCUUCCUCAAGCCCGGAGGUUUCCUCAUCAUUCUCGAGACGGUUAACAACGACUGUUUACGCGUCGGUUUACCUAUGGGUAGUCUUCCUGGCUGGUGGCUCGGUGCAGAGCAUGGCCGACGCUGGGGUCCUACCCUCACGCUACCGCAGUGGGACUCUUUGCUUUGGAAGUGUGGCUUUGGUGGCAUUGACACUACGACGCCGCCUGUUCACAAGAUCCUUCCUGGGCAUGUCUUUUGUGCUCAGGCUCUUGAUGAGCGUGUUGAGAUUCUUCGUUCGCCUCUGAGCCACCUUUCCGACCUUCCCGAGACCAAGUCUACGGAGCUCGCUAUUGUUGGGGGAGAAACACUCAAGGUCCAUAGGAUGUGCGAACAGAUUUCUCGACGUCUCAAGCCAAAGUACGACAGAAUCACGCGCUUCAACUCGAUCGAGGAGCUCAACACCAGUGGUCUUGUAGACUCGUGCACUGUUUUGUCUCUCACUGAACUCGAUGAGCCGCUGUUCGCCAACAUGACUUCUGGCAAGCUGGAUGCGCUAAAGAUACUGUGGAAGCAGGGUGGAAGUAUCCUCUGGGUUACUACUGGUGCUCGAGAUGAGAAUCCUCACUCCUACAUGACCACCGGAGUUGGUCGUUGCAUGCGCUUCGAGUACCCGAACAUCACCCUCCAAGCUCUGGACAUCAAGACCAUGACGGACCGCACUCCCGAGCUCAUCGCGGACCAUCUCCUGAGACUGGAGGUAUUGGACAAGUGGUCCAAGGAACUUCGCCCAGAAGAGUUGCUCUGGUCUUUGGAACCUGAGAUCUACAUUGACGAUGAUGCCAGUAUCGUUCCACGACUAUAUCCCUACGAGUCUGGAAACGCACGAUACAACGCUGAGCGUCGCAAUGUUAUCAAGGAUGCCAAUCUUGAGACCGACAGGGUAGUAUUUGUGGAGAAUGAGGGUAAGUGGGAGGUUCACCAUGCUUCGCCUCUUCAUAUUUCCCAGGAGCUGCCGUUCGCUGCUAAGACGAAGACCAUUCGCAUCACACACUUCUCGCCUGCUACCGUCAACUUCGCUCCGGGUGUCAGUCUGAUGGUUUGCGUUGGAAUUGACACAGCUUCUGGUGAGAGACUUCUGGCUGUCACUCACAUUGCUGAGUCUCCUGUUUCGGUCGCAGCAGACUGGUGCAUCCCUCUCGGAGAGCUUGAUGCAGGUGAUACGCUAGCCAACGUCUCAGCCCUUCUGACUGCUUCUACCAUCUUGAAGCAUAUGGCCACCGAGGAAACUCUUGUCGUUCAUGAUGCUCCUUCUCGCCUUGCUUCCGCCUUGGAGGGUCUCGCCAAGGAAUCAUCCGUCACGGUCUUCUUAACUUCGUCCGACAGGGCAAACACGAAGGGAUGGCAAUACAUCGACAGUCACUUGCCUGAGCGAGUUAUCAAGACAUCUAUCCCCAGAUCAGCCACUAAGUUCAUCAACCUAUCGCAAGAUGCCAAUGCGAAGGAGACUGGCCGAGUCAUCUCCGGAUGCCUUCCCCGCUACUGCGAGACCAUCAACACAGACCGACUCUUCAGUUCGGGUAAGGUGAUACGCCAAUCCGUGUCCAAGGAAGACGUUUCUAUUGCAUUCAACAGGGCUUUCUAUGAGGCCAAGUCGCUCUCUAGUACUGCUAUUGACGCAAGCUUGAUCUCCCUGAAGGAUAUUUCUGGUGUCAGUGCAGCUGAGGUUCGCUUCGCUGUCGUAGACUGUACUGAGUCCUCCAUCGAGGCCUCUGUUCGUCCUAUCGACGAUGGAAAGAUCUUCCAGGCUGACAAGACAUUCCUUCUCAUCGGUCUAUCUGGUGAACUUGGCCAAUCUCUUUGCAAGUGGAUGGUUGAGCAGGGAGCUCGAAAUAUUGUUCUUACCAGUCGCCGUCCUAACGUCUCUCAACACUUCUUUGACGAAAUGGCUACCAUGGGUGCUACAGUCAAGGCACUUCCCAUGGAUAUUACCAAUCGCGACUCACUACAUGCAUGCGUUGCCAUCAUCCAAAAGACACUUCCUCCCAUCGCAGGUGUCGUUAACGGCGCCAUGGUUCUCCGAGACGCACUCUUCGAGAAUAUGGCCUAUCAAGACUUUCUGGAGGUCCUAAGGCCCAAGGUGCUUGGGUCCCAACUCCUCGAUGAAAUGUUCUAUGACACUCCCCUCGACUUCUUCAUCUUCUUCUCCUCCACCACCGCCGUCAUGGGCAACAGCGGUCAGAGUAAUUACAUCGCUGGCAACAUGUUCAUGAACGCACUCGCAGCACAGCGUAAGAAGCGCGGUGUCGCCGCUUCAUCCAUUGACAUCAGUUCCAUCAUUGGUCUUGGCUACGUCGAGAGGGCUGAGGACCUUAGUGAGGAUACUUUCAUCAAGAUGGGUUACAAGCCUAUGUCUGAACAAGACCUACAGAAGCUGUUUGCUGAGGCUAUUGUUCUUGGAAGGCCCGAGUGCGAUGAGGUUUGUGAGCUUGUGACGGGUGUUACCCCUAUCUACACUGAUGCUCAGGCUAGUGAUCAAUACUUGAAGGAUGUCAAGUUUGGUCACUUUCUCAUGGAGCGUUUGGAUACUCAGGGCUAUACUGGGAAGACAUCUACUGUUCCUGUUAGGGUGCAGUUGGCUGAUGUCAAGACCAAAACUGAUGCCGUAGCUAUCAUCAAAGAUGCUUUCAUUGUACGACUUCGACGUGUUUUGGCUGUUGGACCAGAUGAGAUCAUCAACGAAAAGGUCACUCUAGUCGAACAAGGUGUUGACUCUCUGAUGGCUGUCGAAGUCCGCUCCUGGUUCAUCAAAGAACUCGAUGUCGACAUUCCCGUCCUCAAGAUUCUGGGUGGAAUGUCCGUUCCCGAUCUCGUUGAAGAGUCCCUCGACCUUAUCUCAGACUCCAUCCUUGACGCAUCAUCCCUCGAAGCAGGCAGCGCCUCAACCACUCAACCCCCCAAGCCCACCCUCCAAACAAACCGCGUCACACCACCUGAGAGCUCCCGUGGCACAAGUGACGAGAGUAAGCAGCAAGCCGGCUCCGACUCCUCCCGCUCGCCAAUCGACACGCCCCUUACAUCGAUGGAGAGCCAAGAACCCGCUAAAGAGGAAGACAGUACGGACAACUCCACUCCCCUAAAGACUUUUCCUAACGAGCUGUCCAGCAUCAUGUCCUACGGUCAAGCAGGCUUCUGGUUUCUGAACGACUACCUUUUCAACAAGAGGGCGUUCAACAUGGCCGUCAUGUUGAAGCUCACGGGCCAGAUCCGCAUGCAGGCUCUGGAGAAGGCUGUCAAUCUUGUUGCGGAGCGGCAUGAGAUCUUGAGGACGAGAUUCUUUUGGGGUGAUGAUGGUGAUGAGAGGAUGCCUUUGCAGGGUAUCAUCCCAGCGGAUCUGAAGUUGACAACGAAGAAGGUCGUUGAUGAGGGAGAAGCUGAGGUGGAGUUGAAGAAGCUUCAUGAUGUGGAGUGGGAUUUGAGUGGAGGUGAAGGAGUCAAGAUCACUUUGCUGUCGUUAUCGGAUAAUGUUCAUUUUCUUUUGUUGGGUAUGCAUCACAUUUACAUUGACGGAUACAGCUUCAGUGUGUUCUUCAAGGACCUCGAAGUUGCUUACACAAAACACACGCUCCCUUCUCUUCCGGUCGAGUCACAGUAUCGAUCUUUUGCACUUCAACAGCGACAGAUGUAUGCGAACGGCGAUCUCACCAAGUCCAUUGAGUACUAUCGAAAAAGCUUUCCCAAAGAGUUCAAGCCUAUUCAGCUUUUCCCUUUCGCUAUCACGCCUGCGAGACAGUUUGCCAACGAGUAUUCUCAACACGAGGCCAAGAUUAGUAUUGAUCCAGAACUAGCUACCAAGGUUCGACAGCUCGCCCGCGUCAAUCGCUCGACUUCAUUCCAUGUCUACUUGGCAGCCUUGGAGCUUCUUCUCUUCACACUCCUACCCAACGCAGGGGAAGUCUUUAUCGGUAUCGCCGAUGCCAACCGCGGUGAUAAGAAGUUCAUGGGCAGUCUCGGCUUCUUUCUGAACCUUCUCCCUCUACGCUUCCGGCGAAAAAGGCGCGGUACCCAACUCAGCUCCAUCAUCCAGACAGCUCGCGACACAGCAUAUGGAGCACUCCAACACUCCACGCUACCCUUCGAUGUCCUUCUUCGGGAACUAAACGUUCCGAGAUCUGACAAGUACACGCCCAUCUUCCAGGUCUUCAUGGACUAUAGACAGGUUGUUCAGGAACGGUCGUCGUGGGGAGGCUGCAAGCUCCAUGGGGAAAAGUGGCACAAUGCUGGGACGGGAUACGACAUUGCUUUGGAGGUCAACGAAAAUAUCACCACUGAUACCCUUUUGGGUCUGAGACUUCAGAAGCAGCUUUACUCUGAGGAUCACACUGCGCUUCUACUUCGCUCGUACUUGAGCGUGCUGGAGUACGUGGUCCAAGGGACUAACAAGGCUGCUGAUGCUGCGCCGGCUUGGUCGAAGGAUGAUCUCCAGGCUGCGCUGGAUGCCGGGAAAGCACCCGAGUUCCUACCAAAGUGGCAGUCCACAAUCAGUCAUCACAUCGACCACAUCAUCCAAAUCAACGCUACCAAAGUUGCUCUCAAGGACGGCAACGAUACCGUGCUUACAUACGAACAGAUGGGCAAUCGGGUCAACUCCAUCGCCCAGGCUCUCAUCGACGCUGGGACUACGCAGAGCACAGUAGUCGGAGUCUUCCAAGAACCCUCCUCGGACUGGAUCUGCUCCCUUCUCGCCAUCUUCAAAGCUGGAGCAGUCUACGUCCCUCUCGAUCUUCGCAACUCCAUUCCUCGUCUGACUAGCAUCGUCAAAGCCUCUCGGCCUUCGCUCAUCAUCACGGAUCAUACGACUGAUGAGAAGCUUGAGCUCAUUGGUGCCAAGUUCAUCACCCAGCUUCAGCUGCACAAGGUGGCCAAUCAGGAGCUUAAGGAGCCGAACCGUGCAAAGGUCGGAUCUCUGGCUGUCAUUCUCUUCACCAGCGGUUCUACAGGUGAACCCAAGGGCCUCAUGAUGACACAUACCAAUCUCAUGUCCUACGCCGAAGUCUCAAGCAAGACUUUCUCCAAGCCCGAUGAAGGUCUCGUGGUACUACAGCAGAGUCCCUUCAGUUUCGACUUUUCACUUGAUCAGACCGUGGCUGCGUUGGCGAAUGGUGGAUGUCUUUGCAUCGUACCAGCAGGCAAGAGAGGAGACCCCGAUGAGAUCAGCAAGAUCAUGGUCAAAGAGGGUGUUACAUACACGACUGCUACACCUUCUGAGUAUGAUCUGUGGUUACGAUACAGCACCAGCACUCUAAGACAAUGCACUUCGUGGAAGUACGCUUUCUCUGGUGGUGAGGCGAUGAGUCACAAACUAGCCCGCGAGUUCGGAACGUUGAACCUGAAGAAUCUCCACGUCUUCAAUGGCUAUGGGCCAGCUGAGACAACAAUUCUCUCUCAUCGCAUCGACCUCAAGUACACAGAUCCUGAUCUUCCAGACCCCCUUCUAGCUGGUUAUCCCAUGCCUGGUUUCUCAGUCUGCAUCGUGGACGACAAGAUGCGGCCUGUUCCUCUUGGUGUUCAGGGCGAGAUUGUCCUCGGUGGCCCAUGCAUCGUCUCCGGCUAUCUCAACAUGCCCGACUCCACGAAAGACAAGUUCUUGCCGGACACCUUCUUCGGAACCAGUGGGAAGGUAUAUCGCAGUGGAGAUCGCGGCCGUCUAUGCCAUGAUGGUUCGCUAUUCUGCGACGGCCGUCUUGAAGGUAGCAACAUGAUCAAGCUUCGAGGAUUCCGAGUCGAGUUGGACGAAGUAGAGAAGACUAUUAUCAGUCACUCCGCUGGCGCACUCUCCCACGCAGUUGUUACGCUGCGAGGCACUGAAGAAGGCCGCUAUCUAGCAGCCCAUGUUCUCUUUGCUCCCGAAUUCCCAGAGCACAAUCAGGAAAGCAUCAUGAAAUCUCUCCGUCAAACCCUUCCUCUACCUCCCUACAUGCGUCCUUCCGUCUUCCAGAUCCUCGACGACAUUCCACGAACCGCCCAUCUCAAGAUCGAUCGAAAGGCCAUCCAAGAAAUGCCCGUCAAGACCUCUGCCUCCCACGACUCUGGAACUCUGACUGUCGCUGAACAAAGUCUGAGUGAGCUUUGGCGGCGGGUCUUGCCUCUCGAUCCCGGUUCUCUUUCUCCUGAAUCUGACUUCUUCCUUAUUGGUGGCAACUCUAUUCUUCUAGUCAAGCUCCAGGCGCUGUUGAGGCAGACGUUCGAGACGGCGCCUAAACUUGUUGCGCUCAUGGGCGCUACUACUCUCGGCGCUAUGGCUGCCAUCCUUGAGAACUGUGGAUCUGUUGGCGUCAUUCAUUGGGAUAGAGAGACUGCGCUGCCAGAUGAUCUUCGAGCUACUACGACGCUGCGCCCAGUGAGCAAGACAAAGGAAAUUACAGUGCUUCUCACUGGCUCAUUGGGGUACCUCGGUCGUCAUCUUCUGCCAGCGCUCGUUCAAGAUUCUCGAGUCACACGAGUUCAUUGUCUGGUCCGUUCCGUGAACAAUGAGAAAAUUAGUCACAGCUCUAGCGCAAAAGUCCGGGUUAUCGAGAGCGACGUGUCCAAGCCCAAUCUUGGCCUUUCCGACUCAACUUACUCCCGCCUUGCUGAUGAAACAGACGUCAUCAUCCACUGCGCAGCCAACAGAUCCUUCUGGGACAGAUACGAAGUUCUCAGGCCGGUCAACGUCGACUCGGUGAAGGAGUUGGCUAAGCUCGCCGCUGUUUCUGGCCGCUCGAUACCAUUGCACUUCCUGUCAUCUGGAGCUGUGAAGACGUAUGAGGGAGAUGGUCUGACACCACCGCCUGAUGGUAGUGAUGGUUACGUGGCUACAAAGUGGGCUUCAGAGACAUUCUUGCGAAACGCCGCUGGUUCAAUCGGCCUUCCCGUCUACGCACACCGUCCCACCAUGAGCAGCACGUCGCAAACCGAAAAAGACCAAGCCUCGAUCGUCAACGAACUCAUCACCAUCAUUAAGUCGAUUGGCGUCCGACCAGCUUUCGAAGGAGUCACCGGCUCAGUAGAUGUACUUCCAAUCAGUGACAUUGUCAAAGCUAUCCAGGAGACUGUCCUGAGCUCGAGUGCUGGUGGACAAGGUUACAACAUUGUGCAACAUGAAGCACAUCACCGCGCUUUCGUGGAGGAAUUCGCAGCCAUCGUACGCUCUGACGAUGGUUUGAACAGCCUUCCUAGUAUUUCUAUCUUAGACUGGUUCGGUGAGGCGAAGAAGGCUGGAUUUUCUUAUUUUCUUGCAACUCAGGAUUUGGUCAUGGGUUCAGGUGACGGUCGCUUGGUUUCAAGGCGUUAA